Molecule: messenger RNA, 1589 nt
Organism: Larimichthys crocea (large yellow croaker)
Lineage: Eukaryota; Metazoa; Chordata; Actinopteri; Sciaenidae
Gene: plekhf1
Product: pleckstrin homology domain containing, family F (with FYVE domain) member 1
Exons: 2
Coding region: 124-966 (280 amino acids)
Biological process (GO): endosome to lysosome transport; endosome organization
Cellular component (GO): early endosome
Molecular function (GO): phosphatidylinositol binding; metal ion binding
Source: RefSeq, a predicted model, not a curated record
UUAAGUGCUCAUGCUCAGCUGCCUGUCUCAUUAUAGAGAAGAGACACCUCACACCAACAGAGGCGUGGAACUGUUGACAAAAAGACAGCUGCACUGAAAACUGGACUUAGAUACAAGGACAUCAUGGUUGACCAUCUAGCAUUUUCUCAGGAGAACCGAGAGCGGAUCCACACUGUUGAGAACUCAUUUGGUCCAUCAGGGAAGACCCUGUUCCAGCCAGGCAGGGUUCUGAUCGGAGAGGGUCGGCUGAUGAAGCAGAGCCGCCGGGGUCCACAGCCUAAAGCCUUCUUCCUCUUUAACGAUGUGCUGGUGUAUGGAAGCAUCAUACUCAGCGGCCGUUGGCACAAAAAACAGAAGAUCAUCCGUCUGGAGGACAUCCAGCUGGAGGACCUGGAGGACAGUGUGAGAAUGAGGUACCAAUGGUUGAUCCGGACACCGCGCAAGUCCUUCUAUGUGGCAGCCUCCUCAUACGAAGAGAAGAGAGCUUGGAUUGAACACAUUGAGGACUGCCGGACCAAACUGCUGCAAAAUAACAACCUCAAGCCGGGAUCCACCUUUGCUGUUACCUGGAUCCCAGACGAGGCCUCUGCCAUCUGCAUGCGCUGCUCCAACAAGUUCUCCGUGACCCAGCGUCGACACCACUGCAGAAAAUGUGGCUUUGUGGUCUGCGGUGCGUGUUCCAAGAAGCGAGCGAUGAUCAGACACAUUCACCCAACUAAGUGGCUGAGGGUCUGCAACGUAUGUCAUCCGAAUCUUUCGGGGGCUGAGACAGAGCCUCAAGAUAUAUCUCGUGUGAGGGGAGACAGCACUGGGAAGAUAAACUCAGAUGAAGAUGAAGUGGAUGAGGGGUCCUUUGAAGAAGAAGGGGCAGAGGAGCAGAUGGAGGACCAUGAUCCCAGCAGAUGGAUGGACUCCUGGUCCCCUUAUGUUUACAUCAAACCAGAGCACAUGAUGCCUCAAACAUGAGCAGUUACAUAGAAAUAACCUUUGUUGGAGCCUUUCUGUGGUGUGGAAUAGGGCUGUCACAAUUUUCACUAGACCAUUAUGGUCACUAAAAGAAUUGACGCUAAUAAUAUAAGUUAAAUUCAUCUUUAACUUUUUAUUGUAUAUUUUGUCUCUUUUUUGUGAGAUGAGUUACAAUCAGAACAAGUGCAGAGGACAGAGUCUGUAAGCAUAAAUGUUCAAAAGAGAAGAAAAAGAUCAAUUACUGAGUGUGAAUAGAAAGAAACACAAAUGAUACACUGCAUUUAUUACACCAUAUUAUCAUAUGUGUAUGAGUAUUUGUAUAUCAUUGUUAUCGUCAGCAGUCCUGAUUACGACACAAUGCUGAUCCAGCUUUGGCAGAAGAACCAAGUAAAAUGUAUGAAGUAAAACACUUGUGUAUAUACUUAUAUUUAUUGAUGUGAACUGUUAUUGAUGAUUUUUUUUUUCACAUCAUGCUGUUUGUGUAAAUACUGUCGCUGUGAAGAAUUGAAUUAAGGAAGCUGUUGUUGUAUUUGUUGUCAGAAGAUUUAGACACUUCAGCCUCAGUCUCGCUUACCAGAUCUUUAAGCAGAAAUAAACUGUUUACAGCCUGGUACAAAAAAACA